CGUGGCAUAGGGUAAGUGGAGGUUAAAAAAGAAAAACCAAGAAAACCGCUGUUGUCUGUAAAGAGAAGCCGCUAAAAAAACAUUACAGGCUUUGACUGUUCACAAACAAAGCGCCCCAAAAGGAGCGUCGCUUUUACUCUCUCUUCAUCUAUAUAUAAACAAUACACACCUUCCUCCUCCUUCCAUCUUCAAUUAUCUCACACCAUCCUCUCCGUUUAUUACGUAAUGGCCAAGUUGUGUCUGAAACCCACCCCGGCUACUCCUAACCCGACCCGCAAUAAUGCAAAGGAGAUUCGUUAUAGAGGCGUGAGGAAGCGUCCUUGGGGCCGUUACGCCGCCGAGAUCAGAGAUCCGGGUAAGAAGACCCGCGUCUGGCUCGGUACCUUCGAUACCGCCGAGGAGGCGGCGCGUGCAUACGAUAAGGCGGCGCGUGAUUUUCGCGGUGUCAAAGCAAAGACUAAUUUCCCGAAUUUUCUUGAGCUGAAUGAGAAGGUAACCUCCGCCGGCGCCGGCGCCUUCGCGCGGAGCCCUAGCCAGAGCAGCACCGUCGACUACGCUUCACCUCCGGCAGCUGCUGGGAUUGUUCCACCGCAACUUCAGCUUAGUCUCGGCGGUGGCGGCGGCGCGUGUCACCAGAUCCCGGUGGCGCGUCCGGUAUACUUUUUGGACCUUAUGGGCGUCGGUAACGGAGGUCGUGGUCAGCUUCCGGUGUCUUCGGCGUUUAGGUCGCCGGUGAUGCAUGUAUCUAGGAAGAUGGCUUGUGGGGCCCAGAGCGACUCUGAUUCGUCAUCGGUCGUUGAUUUCGAAGGGGUGCUGGAGAAGAGAUCUCAGCCGUUAAAUCUAGAUCUUAACUUGCUCCCUCCGGCGGAACAGGCUUGAGCUUUUAGGCGAUGUCGUUUCAUUUGCGACGCGCGUGCGUUUUUUUUUUGCUUUGCAGCCGAGAGAAUAAUUUCACGUAGUUUUUUUCUCCUCACUCUAAAAUAAUUAUUAUCGGUUUUUAGAAGAAAAAAAUAUAUAAAUUGAGGGAGAAAAAAUAUAAUUUUAGCUGACAUAUAUCGUUAUGUACAUAACCGGAGAUCUGAACUUUUGUUGUGUGCUUUUUUGCGACCUGGUUUUCACCAUGUUGUUUCUUUGUAGCUUUUCUUUUUUGUUACUGUAUUUGUUUUUCCAAAUUUUCAGUUUAUUAAUUUGGUAAUCUUCAUAAUGUUCAUCAAAUUUCUAAGAUACUUAGAUAUAUCAUAUAAGUAUCACUGCUUGGAAGUUGUAACUACUAAGUACUAUGUAAUCAGUCAGCCGGCAUCUUUCGUUGGCCUUUUCUUUGUGUUGUUGAAUCAAAUAAUUUUGAAGGAAUACAAUAACGUAGGUUUCUUUUGAC
This is a messenger RNA of Eruca vesicaria subsp. sativa (arugula), 1375 nucleotides long. NCBI's taxonomy places the organism in Eukaryota, Viridiplantae, Streptophyta, Magnoliopsida, Brassicales, Brassicaceae. The record is from the annotation of a GenBank genome assembly.